Suillus subalutaceus is the source of this 1218-nucleotide messenger RNA. RefSeq names its product phospholipase C/P1 nuclease domain-containing protein. Lineage: Eukaryota; Fungi; Basidiomycota; Agaricomycetes; Boletales; Suillaceae. Gene Ontology annotation, molecular function: nucleic acid binding; endonuclease activity. The transcript is spliced from 3 exons. Gene Ontology annotation, biological process: DNA catabolic process. The coding region runs from base 1 to 1218 and encodes 405 amino acids. The record is from RefSeq and is a predicted model, not a curated record.
AUGCGCUUUUCGCAGGUAUCGCUCAUUCUUGCCGCAGGGUCUACUCUCAUACCACACGUCAAUGCAUGGGGAGCAGUAGGUCAUGAAGUCGUCGCCACAGUUGCUCAAAUGCAUCUGCAUCCUUCAGUCAUGCCUAUCCUGUGUGACAUCUUGAAUUAUAAAGGCGACUGCCAUCUCGCUCCGGUCGCUGCCUGGGCAGACAAGGUUCGCGGUCUGCCACAGUACAGGUGGACAGCUCCCCUACACUACAUCGGCGCAACGGAUGACUAUCCUAGCGAGACUUGCGCUUUCCCGGGAGAGAAAGGUUGGGAGGGUAGAAGGAAUAUCAACGUGCUUAGCGCCAUAAGGAAUACCACAAGUGUUCUGGAGGAUUACUUGGACCUGCGUAAAGCAGGCCUGACCACUGAGAGCAAUGAUGAUGCAGCCCAGGUCGCACUCAAGUUUCUCAUUCACUUCGUUGGGGAUAUGCAUAUGCCAUUGCACCUCACAGGGCGUGACAAAGGAGGGAACGGAAUCAAAGUCUCAUUCGACAGUCGUGUAACAAACCUUCACUCUCUAUGGGAUGGCCUCCUCAUAGCCAAAAGAAUCCGCACAAUACCCUCCAAUUAUACACGCCCUCUCCCGCUUCCCGAAAUUGAGACUCACCUUCGGGGCACCAUUUACGACCCUUACAUCCGUCGUGUCGUCUGGGAAGGCAUCAUGGGCAAGUACGAGGACGAGCUCGACUCGUGGCUAACGUGUCCCACCGAACCCCCCGUCCAAUCCCUCCAAACUCACUGGGAGCAAUGGCUAUCUUGGACUUUUGGGCGUCGCAUAGGGUCUUGGCUUGUGGGGUCGCAUCUCACAGGCGGAGGCUUGAACACCGAUGAUGAAACGUUGUGUCCAUACCAUUGGGCAACUCCCAUUCACGCUCUGAACUGCCAGAUUGUGUUCCCGAAGGCCUUAGAUAAACCACCAUACAACCGUGUUUCCUUCUCUGGGACCGACGAUCACGCCUGCAACUCAUCCAAUACGGGUCUUGAAGUCCACUGGACAACUAAGCCGAGGAAGAACCCAUACCUCGAGCUCGACACGCCCGAGUAUUCGGGGGUAAUCGAAGAUGCGUGGAUUGUUGAGAAGUUGAUGUCUCAGGGUGGUAUUAGGCUUGCCGCUGUUCUCAAUUGGCUCUUCGCAGAUAUGGAGGACGCCGCUGUUUCAAACAGAACUUGGACCUUGUAA